AUGCUCCCGGGGGCGUGCGCCGCCCCCGCUCGCCUCGGCGGUGGCGGCCCGCGAAGGGCUCUCCGCAGCAGCGCGACGCGCCGCCCGGGCGCGAGCACGGCCUGCCCGACGCGUGCCGCUGCCGCUGCCGCUGCCGUCUUCUCCGACGGCGGGGGCUUGUCCACGACGCGGGCGGGGGAAAAAACAGUCUCAGUGCCCUGGCUGCGUCGUCGUCGUUUGCACGUCUACUGCUCCGUCUCGGGCACUCCGCCUGCUGCACUGAGCGCCUCUGGUUCCCUUCGUGCCCGCCGCAGCCGCAGUCUCGAGCUCAUGGAGGGUAGAACCUUGCUGCCUCGCUAA
Molecule: messenger RNA, 339 nt
Organism: Prorocentrum cordatum
Lineage: Eukaryota; Dinophyceae; Prorocentrales; Prorocentraceae
Source: the annotation of a GenBank genome assembly